Moneuplotes crassus is the source of this 1742-nucleotide messenger RNA. NCBI's taxonomy places the organism in Eukaryota, Ciliophora, Spirotrichea, Euplotida, Euplotidae. The record is from the annotation of a GenBank genome assembly.
UUUCUUUCUUUAAUUUAAUAAUUUUCCAUAAUGAACAACAGGGCGAACUACAGUUCGUACAACCCAGUGCCGAGGCUAGACGUGCAGUCUAUUGCUAAUCAAUUAUUGACAUUCAAACCUCCUCCUUGGACUGGAGGUUUGCCUCAGUCUACAAGUAGAGAUUUCACGCUUAAUGAUUUUUACCCAAAUAUAGGUUGCCACCAAAAUUGUGCUACAAAGAACAAUUGGGUCAACUCAACUACUAAUAAUGGUCAGGAGAUGAAGUCCUCAACUCAGCUUGGAAGUCUCUCUAAGGGUAGAUGAACAUGACAGAAUGCCCCUCAAUGAUAUUGGGGACCAUCAGCUUGGUGGUUUCAACCGAAAAAUUACCGGGUUCCGCAAAACUAUAACUAUACUAUGAAGCCAAAAGAUUUUUACCCAUCAGAAAGCAGACAAGAUCCUUGGCAAACCCAGUUCAUGACGAAAAGGUCAAAGGCCAAGCCUAGUCAAGGCAAGAAGAGUCUUCUAGAAUCCUUACGAAAAUGAAGCAAGGGUUCUGAGGAAACCCAGAGUUCAUCUAAGCAAGCACUCAAUACCUGAGACAUUGAAAUUAUUGAUGAUUUCACUGAAGAUCUCCAAAUAUUGAGAUCCUCAGAAAGAUCAGCAGCGACUCCAAGAAAGUCACAAGGUUCACCAGGACAAUCAAGGAAGUUGAGCCAGGAAGAUACAGAACAGAGAUUCGACUACUCUGAGCCAAGCGUGGCCCUUUCCUCGAAAAACGAAAAAUCCGGUAGCACACUUUAUUUUCCAGGAAAAUCAGACAAUGACCUUUCUGCUGGGGUAAAUACAUGAGCCAGAGAUUCUAUUGACCAAACUGUCAUCUUGAUCCAAGAUGAUGACCAAGACUCUCUCUGAGAAUCACCUCGCAGAGAUUCUAUCGAAGUUGCCCUCAUCACCGAGGAAGCUCAGAGCUGAGAAAUUGCUGAGUGCAAUUAAGAAAAGACACAGGAAAGCUAACUCCAAGAGUGGCAAUUUCUUUUAGAAAUAGGGAAAAUUAUGCAAAAUUCCCGAUCAGAAGUCUGAAUUUCCAGGAUGGAAGCAAUUUUAUGAAUAAUUCAACUCAAAAAGAUGUAAUUUCACUAAUUGAUAGGGUGCCAAAUACACUUAGAGGAGUUACCAAAGUGACCCCAGCUCCCUCUAUUAUCUCCGAGGUGGGAGAGAAGACUGACUGCAUCGUUGUAGAUAUUUCGGAAGAUGAAUUAGAGGUACUCAAGGCAGAUCCUAACAACGAACAGGAUGCUGAAAUAAUGUCGAUCACUAAUGAUGAUUAUUACUGAAUCCUCGGUGAUAGUCCUAGAAUUGGUCCAAAUUAUCAAUUAUCCGUACUUCCUGAAUUGAAAAAGCCAACUCGUGAGAAUCUCCUCGCAGAGGAGUACAAGUUCAUCCUCUGAUUUGAUGCGACCAAGCACCAAAGGAAGUUCUAUACCAAUUUUGUGGAGAAAUGUCGAGCUGGGAUAAACAAAUAGCAAUGAAUCUAAGAAAAUCAAGACCAAAUUUAGAGAAGAACUUGCUCUCAAGUACCUCGCUUGCAAGGAUUACGACGUGAACCAAGCCUACAACGGGAUUGUGAAGAACAAGAAGGAUUUCAGAGAGCUCAAAAAUCUCAACAAAGUUGACAAGACGAUCGAGAAACGUGAGAAAGAGAUGCUUUUACAGGAGAUUUAUGAAGAUAAGCUAAUAUUUCAAUAAAAUUCAAAAGAGAA